ACUCUACGUAGUUAUCUUAUCUGCGUAACUGAUAGUGAUUGUUUUAUCAAUCGUGUAUCAUUGCUCCAUUUUUAAUAUGAAACUCUACUUGCUUCGAUGCAAGCGUCUUAUUUAAAAUAAAAUAUUAAAACAAUAAUGCGAAUAUUUUGUUCUAGUCACGUCAAAUAUUUGAGAAAAUGGAGUUUCUAUAUUUGUUUAUGUUAGUGUUGUGUGGUAUGUGUGUUCGUGGUGAAGUGUGCCCGAAGCAAUGUGACUGUGAUAUGGACAAUGGGUUAAACAGGGCUAUGUGUGUGGAUCAAAACAUUAUCAACAUCGACGUGGGAGUGUCGAAAGCGGUUCAAGUGUACAGCCUGAGUCAUAACGCUAUAAGCGAAUUGGACAACUUUUGUUUUAAGGAAAGCGGCUACACUUCGCUGGAAGUCUUAGAUUUAUCAUUCAAUACGAUAUUUUGGAUUGGAUUGCACGCCUUUUCGGACUUAGACAAGUUGAAGCAUCUAGAUUUGAGCAGUAACCGUCUGAGGUUCAUACCUUCGGAUCUGUUCUGGGACACACCACAACUGGAAACACUCGACUUAUCAUCCAACGUUUUUGAAAGUAUUAAAAAUGAACCGCUUAUUAUGCAUGCCUCUUUGAAGAUAUUGAAUUUAAACAACUGCCGCAUAAAAGCUUUACCGAAUCGCCUGUUUAACCGCCUACCAAAUUUACGGAAACUUGAUUUGAGCGAAAAUUACGUAGUGACUCUGAACACCGAGGUUCUGCUUCCAUUACGUAAGCUUGAAAGGAUAGAACUACGUAACGAUUAUUGGCAAUGCAAUACAGCAUUUACUGCCCUCGAAGACUGGAUUACUUCCCGAGGUAUAACUUAUCAAAAGCAGUGCACCAAGAGAGGACCAAACAUGUCCGAGAAAAUGAUCGCCGUAGCACCACCCAUCGAAAAAGUACAAGUUGAUUUAAACGAAGUAUGGAAUAUAACUACAGAGAAAAAUGAAACGGCUACAGAAAUGCCGCCAAGACCGCUUACACCAUUUGAGAAGUUUGACAAGGAAUUUUCGUCAUUACAGGCUUUUAUAAUAGGUAUGGAAAUUGGUUUAGCAUUCGGAAUAGUGGGAACAUACAUUUGGCUGAACAAGUUUUGUACGUGCGGUGCCUUGAGGUGCGAUAGGCCGCAAAACAGGAGGCAACGAAGACGAAGAAUGCAGAGACUAGAGGGAGAUAUGCGAACUAAUUUACUAUGGAGUACGAUUGUCAAUCCGGAUUUAGAAACACCACCUUUGUAUCGAAGAGAGUUGUCACUACCUGACCGGAGCCCACCGUUUCCCACGUAUGGCCUGCCUAUUGUUACAGAGGCUCCUUUGCAAGUAGAUGCGAUACGGUUGCCAGACCGCAGUGAAACGCCACCUCCGCCAUAUAACGACUGCAGAAUAAAUAUAUGAGUGGAUGAACUAAACACAGUGCUAGAGUAUAGGGUAUCUCUGUUGUGAUAUAUUAUUUAAGAUGUAUUUUAGU
Messenger RNA from Trichoplusia ni (cabbage looper), 1506 nucleotides. Its product is annotated as leucine-rich repeat transmembrane neuronal protein 4. NCBI's taxonomy places the organism in Eukaryota, Metazoa, Arthropoda, Insecta, Lepidoptera, Noctuidae. The coding region runs from base 177 to 1433 and encodes 418 amino acids. The record is from RefSeq and is a predicted model, not a curated record. Gene Ontology annotation, molecular function: protein binding. The transcript is spliced from 3 exons.